This is a messenger RNA of Eutrema salsugineum, 687 nucleotides long. RefSeq lists its product as uncharacterized. Bases 256 to 687 code for a protein of 143 amino acids. The transcript has 2 exons. Lineage: Eukaryota; Viridiplantae; Streptophyta; Magnoliopsida; Brassicales; Brassicaceae. The record is from RefSeq and is a predicted model, not a curated record.
UCACUACUCUUUUCUUCUUCUCACCCAUACAUUUGCAUGUUCUCUCCUUUGCUUCUACCAUCAACGACUCUUUCUCUCUUUCUCCCUCUCUCUAUAUCUGCAUUUAUUACGCAAUCUCUCGGCCUUAAGCAUUUAUAACAAUCAAGAUAUCUUAAAACGGCCAUCUCUAUCUAUCUAUCUCUAUAUAUAUUUUUGUAUAUUGAUCUGCAACGGUCGGUUAUAAUCGAAGUCAUCUCUUUGAUCGCUACCAUUGGCAUGAAUAUGCCGAGGACUAUUUGCUUUUAUUUCCUUUUUAUCGUUUUUGUCAUCCUUUCUCGGACUAGCUUAUGCAAUUCCCGCCGCCUUGGACCAAUGGAGAAGAAACUUGGUGUAAACCGUGAUCACUUGAUUGCAAAGAAAAUUGAGGAGAUUAAAAGCCUUGAAGCACCGUCAACAAACGAGACGAAAAUCCACUCGAGCGAAGCACCGAUCGAACAUGCCGUAGUUAAUCGUGGUCGUAUCAAUGGGAAGAGUAAACAUCACAGAGUAAAAAGAGCUUCACAAGACAAAACGGAGCCGACUAAAAGAGCAUCGAGAACUUGGAAGGUUCCCAAAUAUUCAACGAAGCAACCUAGAUCAGAUCAAGAACAUCCCGGAUUCAAUCUCGAUUAUAUGCAGCCCACCAUGCACCCGCCUCAUCAUAAUUGA